Molecule: messenger RNA, 2088 nt
Organism: Moesziomyces aphidis
Lineage: Eukaryota; Fungi; Basidiomycota; Ustilaginomycetes; Ustilaginales; Ustilaginaceae
Source: the annotation of a GenBank genome assembly
AUGUGCGCUGUCGGCAAGUCUCAGCCUCACAUCCGCGCGCGUGGAAGCUCCGGAGCGGCCGUUACUCCUCCACCGCUAACCGGACCUGCUAAAGCGCUGUUCGGCUUUGGUACCUUGGCUCCCUACUCCCAACUCGUCCCUCUCACCCGCACGGGCUCGUCACCUAUAUCAGCAUCCCCACAUCUCUCUCAGCCACGUCGAUUUCCCGUACAAGUACCUACUCAAACGCUCCUCAGUCUAUACCCGCAGACCAACGCCACACCCACCGCUCGGAGGAUCUCGGCCAUCUUCUCUACACUCGCAAUGGCGGCCAGAACGCCAGCACGAGAGGCUGCGGCAGCCAAGAUCAAGGACAUCUCCGCAGCCCUCGCAUCGACAUCCUCCUCCAGCAAAGCCAGUCGCUCGUCGCUGAACGAAGAAGGCCUCAUCCUCUCCGCUCUGCGCAUGCUCGCCACCUUUGACAAUGCCAAGAAUGCGCUCUUCGCCCUGGUCGUCUACCGCUACUCCACCCGCCUUCUCCGCCACCUCAAGGUCUACGGCGUCUCCGAAAGCCUCUUCCAGCUCUACCGCCUCAUCUCGGCACGCGCAUUCGCGCUCCUCCUCAAGACCCCCGCCGCACGCCGCAAGGUCAAGCGCGAACUCGACUCGGCCAUCGCAGAGGUCGAGGCAAAGAUCGUACCCCGCCCCAAGCAUCUCGAGAUUCACCGCCAGCUGCCCCAGCUCGGCAAGGAGAACGACUGGAUCCGCGGCGAGAUGGCAAAGCUGCAGACCAUGGAGGCCGGCGUAGACGCAAAGAUCGUCGAUGCAGAGUGGCAGAACCGCGACGGCCAGAUGGUCUGGAAGGGCGGCAAGGUCUCCGGCGCCGUCUACCACGGCGGUGACGACCUCUCCGAGCUCCUCGCCGACUCGAUCAAGCAGUUCCUCGUGUCCAACCCGCUGCACCCCGACGUAUUCCCCGGCGUCCGCAAGAUGGAGGCCGAGAUCGUCUCCAUGGUGCUCCGCAUGUACAACGCGCCCGCGUCGGCUGUCGGCGCCACCUCCUCGGGCGGCACCGAGUCCAUCCUCCUCUCGUGUCUCGCCAUGCGCGAGUGGGCCCGGGCCACCAAGGGCAUCACCGAGCCCGAACUCAUCAUCGGCGUCUCGGCGCACGCUGCCUUUGACAAGGCAGGCACCUACUUUGGCAUCAAGGUGCACCACAUCCCCGUCGACCCCAUCACGCGAAAGGUCAACGUCGGCCGUGUCGCGCGCGCCAUCAACCGCAACACCAUCGGCCUCGUCGGUUCCGCACCCAACUUCCCCGACGGCAUCAUCGACGACAUCCCCAACCUCGCCAAACUCGCCAAGCGUCACAACAUCCUGCUGCACGUAGACUGCUGUCUCGGCUCCUUCCUCGUGCCCUUCCUCGACAAGGCCGGCUUUGACACGGAGCCGUUCGACUUCCGUCUGGAUGGCGUCACCUCGAUCUCGUGCGACACGCACAAGUACGGCUUUGGGCCCAAGGGGCUUUCCACCAUCCUGUACCGCAGCGCAGAGCUGCGCAGGUUCCAGUACUACGUCAAGACCGACUGGCCCGGUGGAGUGUAUGCCACCCCGACGCUCUCGGGAUCGCGUCCGGGCUCGCUCAUUGCAGGUACCUGGGCGGCCAUGAUGAAGCUCGGCGAGUCGGGAUACGUGCAGGCGUGCCGCGACAUUGUGGGCGCGGCCAAGGAGAUCCAGACGCGCAUCGAGCGCGAGAUCCCCGAGCUCUUUGUGCUGGGCAAACCCAUCGUGUCGGUGAUUGCGUUUGGAUCGGCGGCGCAGAACGUGUCGAUCUACGAUGUCGGCGACCACAUGUCCAAAAAGGGCUGGCACAUGAACGGUCUUGGCGGCGAUGUGCCUGCCAUCCACAUUGCGGUCACGAGGCUGACGAUCCCGGUGGUUGACGAGUUCGUGGCAGACCUCAAACAGGCAGUGGCCAAGGCAAGGUCCGUCUUCAGCGGUGAUAAGGGCUCCAUGGCCACACUUUAUGGGCUGGGAUCGGGUGUGUCGGCUACUGCCAUCGUGGGUCAGCUCGCGACUAGGUUCAUCGACACUCUCUACCUCAUCUAG